Messenger RNA from Hypanus sabinus (Atlantic stingray), 6178 nucleotides. RefSeq names its product myosin light chain 5-like. NCBI's taxonomy places the organism in Eukaryota, Metazoa, Chordata, Chondrichthyes, Myliobatiformes, Dasyatidae. The transcript has 7 exons. The coding region runs from base 5574 to 6095 and encodes 173 amino acids. Gene Ontology annotation, molecular function: calcium ion binding. The record is from RefSeq and is a predicted model, not a curated record. Gene Ontology annotation, cellular component: cytoplasm.
AUCUCCCUUAGCCGGAAUGCCGGCUAAUUGUGAGCCGUUUCGGAUGUGGCAGGAAAUGUACAAGAUCACCAUAAUUACAUUUCAAAAGCUAACAAACUAACAUAAAAUACAUUUUAAUUAAAUACUGACCAAUUAUUUCCCAAAGCCACAGGGAGCCGCAGCACAGAGGUGAAAGAGCCACAAAUGGCUCGGGAGCCGCAGGUUGCCGACCCCCGGUCUAGUGGCUUAAUAUAGGGGGUGAUAACCCCCUGCCUGGCCAAACUUAAGAAAUCUCAUUUGGGUAGAUGCUGCGUGAUGUGUCCCCUGUUACAAAUCAGUACCACGAAAUAGCAAACAGUACACAAUAUGCAAUUAAACGAUUAAGCUUUAUAACUCAUACUUUGACUAUAUGGUGGGUAGAGAAACAACAUAUAGAAGAAAAAGGGCCCAAAUCUUAUUAAACGGUCUGUGCACAAAGUUGGAGCUCUACUCAUAGGCCAAUCAGUCCCCAUUGACCUCCUUCGGUUCUCGCUAUGCUUCCCCUCUGGGUCUAUCCCGUCUGGCGGUCUACCAAAUCUCUCCAUUCAUGUCUUCUCUCUUCAUCUCUCUCUCUCCCUCUCUGGCAAAAGUCCGCAAAAUCAACUGCUUCCAGAACCACAAGACAGGGCAACAAAAUCCUGAUUGGCUAACAUACAUCUACAUUCCUGUUAUCUCCAGCCCUAACCCAAACAUGGCUGCUACAGAGCAACAGUUGCUUCAGCAGUGAACAUUACAAAAAAAAGCCAUUACAUUAGCAGUGAAACCUUACACAGAGUGGAACUCUCCCCCCACCAAAUUUAGUCAUGUCCUCAUGACGUUGAGAUAACACUUCUUGCAAAACACAAAGCCCAAUCCAGGUGCAAAAGACAGUGACAUAGCUCCCCAAAGCAGUAGAGAUCACACCCUGUUCCCCAGACACCACAUAGGCCAACCUUUCCGGUGGUCUCCUAAUUCUCUGAGACCUCUAUACCUCCUCACCUAACUCUUCAGGCUCAGACGCUACUGAGGAUACUUCGGGUCCACUUGCCGAGUCCUCCUUCGAUCUAUCACUCAUGUCCCUCUGCAACUCAGAGCCCUCUGUCCCGUGUCCAGGCCCCACUUCCUCUCCUUCAGGGUCCUGCUGGAACCCAGGCUGCACACAGAUAACCCCUCAAUUCACCCGACUCAGUGGGGGAAGGGCCAGGAGCCUCUUCCUCAGUCAAUGGGGAGUUAGAGAAAGGCAGCAUGUACCACACAUCCAAAUCAUCCUCCUCCGAAUCAGUAUCCCUUUCAUGGGCGGGGCCCGGCUCAGCCUCUCCUGCUGUGGGCCCUGCAGUCACCCUGCGUUUUUGCAGAGUCCUCUUACUAGGUGUAGGCUCCAAGUCGGGCUCCGGGUCUACCUGCACCUCUUGUCCCGGGGUAACAGGUGGUUCCGAUGGAGAAUCUUGACAGGCCCAUUCCUCUCCUCUGGUUUCACCCGGAAAACUGGUAGGUUUGGCACCUGACUCUCCACCUCAUAGGGUGUGGCUGCUCAGCGGUCAGUCAACUUGUGCUUUCCAGGUAGCCCCAAAUUCCUUAUGAGGACUCGGUCUCCCGGCAGGAGUUGGGAGAACCUCAUUUUCUGAUCAUACCUCCUCUUAUUUCCUCGAUUCUGCUUGGCAGCCACGACCCCAGCCAAUUCAUAAGCCCUUUUCAGCUCUCUCCUCAUAUCAGACACAUAAUUCCGAUAAGGCUUCAGUGGUAAGUCACCCUCAUCAGACCCAAAACAAAGGUGAAUGGGCAACCUUGCCUCGUGCCCAAACAUCAAAUAAUAUGGCGAGUAUCCAGCUGAUUCAUUUCGUGUACAGAUGUAACAGUGAACCAGAUGCCCAAUAUGUUGACUCCACCCACUCUUCUUGCUGAUCUCCAGGGUCCCGAGCAUGUCUAGCAAGGCCCGAUUAAACCUCUCAGGCUGGCGAUCGACCUGCAGGUGUUAGGGUGUGGUCCUCAAUUUCUCAACUCCAAACAUGCCCAGUAACUAAUAGAUGAGUCUGCUCUCGAAGUCCCAUCCCUGGUCACUAUGUAUCCUCCUGGGAAGGCCAUAAUAAACAAAAUACUUCUCUGAUAAUAUUUUGGCUACCGUAAUCGCCCUCUGGUCCUUGGUUGGAAAAGCCUGAGCAUAUCUGCUGUUGUGGUCCGUGAUGACUAAGACAUUCGCCGUGUUGCUGGCAUCAGGUUCUAUGGACAGGAAAUCCAUACACACCAGGUCCACAUCUACAUUCCUGUUAUCUCCAGCCCUAACCCAAACAUUGCUGCUGCAGAGAAACCAUUACUUCAGCAGUCAACAUAAAAAAAAACCCAUUACAUUAGCAGUGAAACCUUACAGUGCAUUACAUAUGUUUUUAAAUUCAAAGGAUUGUAACUAAAUAUGGAUGAUAAGUUGCAAUCGACUGUGCUGGGAACUCAUGGUGGGCUCAACUGUCUGUGUAAAUAUAACUUCUUCAUUCCUUUGUAUAAUGAUAUUCUCUCUGGGAUGUGACCAAACCAUCAGGUUCUUCUUUUAGAUUUUGCUGUUGCAUUCUCAAUCAUUUCUUGUGUCUAGCCAGCCUAUAAAUAUUUUCUAAUAAAGUUACUGUUUAAUGAAAAGGAUCUUCUGCAUAACAUGGGAUGCCUUUGAAUAUUUUAUAUGAUCUCUAAAUGGAUUGUUAAAUGUUAUAUUAAUGAACAUCUCUUUAUCAAGUCUUUUAUAGCUAAUCUCAUUCUAUUCUGUUUCAGUAUAACACUAUUUGCAACAAGCUAGAAGGCCUCACUAUAAGAAAGUGGUUAUGUUCACUUCAUCCUGUCAUCCACUUUACCAAUUUAAAGCUAUCUUAACUUUGAAAAUUAGUGGUAGUAGACUUAGUUGAUAGGAUUUUAAUGCGUUAUUUGAGAAAGAAAUCAUGUUUCUGCAAUGCAUACUGAAGUCGCCAAAGGACCUGCAAAUCAAAAUUGAACCCAUGCUAAAAAAAUCAAAGCAGAUGUUUUAUAAAAGUGACCUUUCUGCUACUUCUCAUUGUUUUUAAUAUGGUUUCUUCUGUGGACACUUUUCCUGUUGCACAAAACAAAUCCAUUAAAAAAAAGACUGUCAAAUUCCCAAUAUGCAGAGAAAAGAAUAAAUAGUUCAAACAAUAAAAGUAAGCAAACAACAGAAGUUUACGAAAGUGAGUCCACAGCCAGGAAGCCAGUCUUCACUGCAGCAGAUCCAGGAGCCUAUUAGUUACAGGCCACAGCCUUAGUUUAGCGCAGAGAAGAGUAAACCUCAUGGAGCAGUGAGCUGAACAUCAGCCUGCCCCUUGCCUUCGGCCCUGACACCCUGACCUUUUCAAACUGGCCCGGCACUUAAAUCGGCCAAGCCUCAGGUCAAUCCCCAUUCUCGGACAUGGGCCCAGGCCCACAGCCUUGAUUCUGCCUCACCUCCAAGUCCACUCCAGCUAUAGCCAAACAUUGGCUAAUUCCCACACUUGAGCCCAGACCCCCUUGUCAUGCCACAUCCAUCCUGCAUCUUCGAGACUUCACUGCAAAAAUGCCAGAUCGUACACACGGUUCAAACAAUCAAAUCCAAAAGGAAAGUUACAGGCAGUGAUUGUAUCCAAGAAAAAGUGUGACUAAUACAGUAACUUGUAGUUUUGUUUGUUUUCUUUUCUACCAGCAAGUCAUCACUACAUGUACCUCCAGUUUCAAAGCAACUUCUGUCCAACUGUUAUUGGACUCCUGAUCUCCCAGUCUACCUCAUAGUGGCCCCUGCAAUUUAUGUGUUUACCUGCACUGCACUUUCUCUGUAGCUCAACACUAUAUUCUGUAUUGUUUUCUUCUUACUAUCUGGAUGGCAUGAUGCGUAAACAAAAAAGUUCACUGCAUGUCAGUACCUGUGACCACAAUAAACCAAUACCAGUGCUGUUGAGUCAGAAUAUUUCAUGGCUAAAUGAAUUCAGUGUUGCAUCUGUAAGACAUUUAUGAUAAAAUUAUAGGUGUAUUUUCCUAGUCUAUUAGCAUAACUUGAAGAUGGCUAAGCUUCAACAGAUGAUUAUGGUUAAAAGAAAUUACCCUGCUCUUCUUGGGCACUGGAAUAAUUAUUGCUCUUUUGAAGCAGGUGGGAACUUGUGACUGUAGAAAUGUGAAAUUGAAAAUGUUUUUGAACACUUCUGUUUAAUUCUUUUCUGUUUCAUUAUAAUCGGAACUGCCUGGUUUAUUUACUAAAUGCUUGUGGAACACAGCAGGCCAGGCAGCAUCUAUAAAGAGAAGCACUGUCGACGUUUCGGGCCGAGACCCUUCGGCAGGACUAACCGAAAGGAGAAAUAGUAAGAGAUUUGAAAGUAGUGGGGCUCCCCCCAUGUGAAGUGCGCAGCUCAGGUCAACACUAAACUGCACAGUAACAGUAAACAGCUCGUUCGCUGUCCUAUUGACGAGACCUCGGUGGUGGUAGUAUCCUCUGUUACUCGUAUAGCAGUCCUGGUCCUGAUAGACCUGUACGUUCUUCAUGAUGGUUGUGGAUCAAAGAGAUUGCGGGAUUGGUGGUGGGAUCCUCAACAAUGUUUUGAGCCCUUCAUAUAUAGCGCUCCGGGUAAAUGUCACAAGGCGGGGGGGGGGGGGGGGGCUGGUGAUCGUCUUGGCAGUUUUGGCAAUCCUCUGUGGGGUCUUUCUGUCCGAUGCUUUGCAGCUUCCGUACCACAUAAAGAUACAGCCGGACAAGACACAGAUGCUGCCUGCCCCGCUAUCAAGAAGAGCUCAGUUUCUAUUUCUGUUUUAUUAACGUUGUCUAUCUAGCAAGUAUUGGGCAAGAAUGAAUUACUUCCUUAACUCUAAGUUCCACCCAAGCAGUGUCUGAACAUUACUCUUUUUCCGCUCCACCAUUGGUAACAGUUUUUAACUGACGUUACUCACUCCCAGAAAGACCCAUUUUACCCUCCAACAGGAUCCUAAAAACCAUCAUUUCGCAAGUGCAGUGAUUGGAUCGACUGGGGUGCAUUUCUGUCCGUUUAAGCUCAUAAAGGAUCUUAACGAGUUGAUAAUAGGGCUCAGUAAAUGCAGACUGCUGUUACCUUUAUAAACAGUUUUGAAUACAGUGUCACGUCUGUACUGCCCUGUGCUCGUUUGAUAGCAAUUACGUGAACCUAGUUCUGACAAAUUUACCCAAGUGAAAGGGAUCAGUUGGAGAAUCUUACAAACUGCACCAACUUUUUGUUUUAGACCUGCUGUUUCAUGAGAAGUGUUGAACUAACUUGGAAUAAACACGCUAAAACUUCAACUGGGAAUCCAGAGAUUUUCUGAAAAGCCUUUCUUUUGGCAAAUGGAUUUCUUGCUAUCUAUUCUUGACGGAGUCAAUUAAACUUCAAAAUUCCUCCCCGAAAGUUCAGAAUGGAUCUGCAUCAGGUGCUGAUGCUUUAAUCGCUCAGUCUCCGGGGACCCAUUUGCUGUCGAGCCGAACUUUUCCUUGUAAGGAGUAGUUUGUGCGGGUUGUCGGUUGCCUUAGGGACUUGAGUCGGCUCCAGUCUUCGCGUCCGGCACCAGGACAGUUCUCUAUAUAAGCCACAACCCUCGCUGCCCUACCACGGGCGAGCAUGGCGAGCAGGAAAACCAAGAAGAAGGAAGGCGGCGCCAAGCGAGCCCAGAGGGCUUCCUCAAACGUCUUCUCCAGUUUUGAGCAGACCCAGAUCCAGGAAUUCAAGGAAGCUUUCACUCUGAUUGACCAGAACAGAGAUGGCUUCAUUGACAAGGAGGAUCUGAAAGACACUUAUGCAUCCUUAGGCAAACUCAAUGUAAAAGAUGACGAACUAGAAUCCAUGCUGCAAGAGGCCACUGGUCCAAUUAACUUCACCAUGUUUUUAAAUCUAUUUGGAGCAAAGUUACAUGGCACUGAUCCAGAAGAGGCGUUGCUAAAUGCAUUCAGAUUAUUUGAUCCAGAAGGCAAAGGACACAUCAACAAAGACGAAAUAAAACGCAUAUUGAUGACACAAGCUGACAAAUUCACAGCUGAGGAGGCUGAACAAAUGUUUCGGUCCUCUCCUAUUGACUCAGCGGGCAAUCUGGAUUAUAAAUCACUCUGCUACAUCAUUACGCAUGGUGAAGAAAAGGAAGACUAAAUGAAAAAUAAAACCCACUUACUCAAAGUCCUCAGGAUUUUGUAUUUAUCAUGUUGCAUCAACUGUGAAUAAAACCACAUUGU